UGGUCGCUGCCGGGCCCUGAUCCAUACUCUCGGGACGCUAUCUUCAGGAGGGCAAACGGGAGUAUGAUUCGAACAGACCAGUCCUCAUUUCAACCAGACAUUACUCGGCAUGCAACAACCACGGUGCGACAGCCACGGACCCAGCCCAGAGCUGCAGGAUAACACCAAGCAGCAAUAUGGACCGGUCGAGAUGAGCUCUGUCGAACAUGGAGUCCAGCAACUCAGACGGGAUUACCAUCUCCGCACAUCAGACCUCUUUGAUGGAAAAGACCACUGGAUCGCCUCGCCCAGUUUCGCCCGCCUGCGCAGAGCACGCCAUCGCCGUCGACCCGGAACUCACCUUCAUCCCGUACCUGUUGGGGAUCUACCUCCUGACGUUGAGUACCGAGUUUGAGGUGAGGUCAUUUGAAAAGAAUAAAAAGAUAUUACCAUUUUCUUCUUAUUCCUUUUUUUUCUUCUUCUUUUUUCUUUGUCUCCCGGUUGGGAAGGAAAAAGAGUGAUACGGUCAGUGGUAAAGUUGCCUCCACCCCUCUCACCUCUCACGAAGGG
Messenger RNA from Sodiomyces alkalinus F11, 549 nucleotides. RefSeq lists its product as hypothetical. The record is from RefSeq and is a predicted model, not a curated record. The transcript is spliced from 3 exons. NCBI's taxonomy places the organism in Eukaryota, Fungi, Ascomycota, Sordariomycetes, Glomerellales, Plectosphaerellaceae. The coding region runs from base 207 to 500 and encodes 97 amino acids.